CCGCCCGAGCGGGUCUGUCGCCGGCCUGCCCGCCGCGCGCCCCCCGCCGUUGGCGCCGGCAUGUCGGGCCCCGGGCCGCGGGAGCCGCCGCAGGCGCAGGCGGGCGGGCCGGCGGGCCCCGAGGGCGCGGACGCGGCGCUGGGCGAGACGGGGCUGAGCUUCACGACCACCGACCUGAGCCUGGUGGAGAUGACAGAGGUCGAGUACACGCAGCUGCAGCACAUCCUCUAUUCGCACAUGGAGGCGGCGGCCGAGGGCGAGCUCGAGACGCGCCUCAACUCGGCCUUCCUGGCGGCGGGCGGCGCGGCGGCCGGGGGCGCGGCGGCGGCGGGGGGCGCGGCGGCGGGCGGCGCGGCGCCCGUGUACCCACUGCUGUGUCCGCCCGCGCUGGCCGACGGCGGCUUCGCGGGCGCCAACCCGUGCCUGGGCCACAUCGACUUCCAGGAGCUGCGCAUGAUGUUGCUGAGCGAGGCGGGCGCGCCCCCUGCUCCCGCCGCCGCCGAGAAGACGCCGGGCGCCGACGGCCCGGGCGCAGCGCGGCCCAAGGCGCCCGACGCCACCGGCAAGGAGAACACGUCGGCCGCGGAGGGCGCCCCCGAGGCGCGGGCCAAAUCGGCGGUGCGCGUCCGCCUGGAGGACCGCUUCAACAGCAUCCCCGCCGAGCCCCCGCCCGCCCCGCGCGGCGCAGAGCCUCCUGAGCCCGGCGUGGCGCUCAACAAUUUGGUGACUCUUAUCCGACACCCGUCAGAGUUAGUGAACGUUCCUCUUCAUCAACAGCAAAACAAAUGCACAACGUUAGUGAAAAAUAAGACGGCGGGUGCUGCCACCACACUGCAGCUCACCUACCCCCUGUUCACGGCCAACGCCUGUUCCUCUGCGGCAGGCGCCGGCCUCUCACAGACACAGAGUUCUAGUAACUCCUGUCCUGUACUCGAGGCUGCCAAGCAUCAGGACAUCGGACCGCCCAGAGCGUUUUCCUUCUGUUUCCAACAAGAGAGCGAGCCCGCCAAGCAGACUUUGGGUGGCAGAAACAAAGCUUUGCCCGAGCAGGUUUGGGUUAGAGUGGGAGAAGAAGCGCUGUGCAAACAAGCAAUGAAUAAGAGGAAUCGGAGUAGGGUGCGGCAGCUGGACGCCAGUGUGGAGCGAAGAGCCCUGGGAGAGAUUCAGAACGUGGGGGACGGCGCUCCUGCGGCGCCGGGCCCCUGGCAGCCCACAUCCACGGAGCCGUCGCAGCCCCACCCCGGGGAGCAGGCUCCAAGCGCCCCGGGUGGCAGGUCGCAGCGCAGGGAGAGGCACAACCGCAUGGAGAGGGACAGAAGGCGCAGGAUCCGCAUUUGUUGUGAUGAGCUGAACCUCUUGGUCCCGUUCUGCAACGCCGAGACGGACAAGGCCACGACCCUGCAGUGGACCACCGCGUUCCUGAAGUACAUCCAGGAGAGGCACGGUGACUCUCUGAAGAAGGAGUUUGAGAGUGUGUUUUGCGGUAAAACCGGCAGGAGGCUAAAGCUGACCAGACCGGACUCCCUAGUGGCGUGUCCCACGCAGGAGAGUCUGCAGAGCAGCCCCGCCAUGGAGAUCAAGUGACCCGUGGGGACGCUGGUUCCUGGGAAGCACUCGGCCCUCCCGGCCCCGCACGCCUGCAGCCCUGGGGCUCACGCCGACGCCAACUCCGAACGCGACUCCAGUGGGACUCCAGGGGGGACUCCGAAAGCACAGUCUCUACAAAUAUUGAUCUGAAACAGAGCAUCUGUCCACCAGUGUCCUCUUAGACCAUUCAGGGUGAAGACACCCUGACAUUAGUAAGUACUGUUUCAAUUAUCCGUCUGAUUCCAUCAUGUUUUCGUAACAUGAUAACUUCAAAAAUUAACAUCCUUUAUAAUUUCUUUAGUCUUACCAGGCACACCGCUUUUUACUUAUUUUAUUGACAUUUAAAUAUGCCCCCUUAGCAAUUGGAACAAGUCAAAAUGUUCUUCACUAGAAGUAGUUGGAAAUUUAUUUCAUUUGUUUAUCGCCUCCCCUUGUAACGACCUCCGGCUGCACGCCCUGGCUGUGGAGCGCGGCUGCGUUCCGCCUCGGCCGGAGGCGCCCAGCACGCCCCUCGGGCCCCUCUCGUCCAUAGAAGAGAUGCUUUUGGGGGCAGGGGUCGCUUUGCCGACCUCGCCUCCACGCUGAGAGACAUUAUUUUCUGUGUAAUAAACUAUAGUGUUCAGA
Artibeus jamaicensis (Jamaican fruit-eating bat) is the source of this 2211-nucleotide messenger RNA. It is a transcript of the gene TCFL5, whose product is annotated as transcription factor like 5. The transcript is spliced from 6 exons. The record is from RefSeq and is a predicted model, not a curated record. Gene Ontology annotation, molecular function: RNA polymerase II cis-regulatory region sequence-specific DNA binding; DNA-binding transcription factor activity, RNA polymerase II-specific; protein dimerization activity. Gene Ontology annotation, cellular component: nucleus. The coding region runs from base 61 to 1584 and encodes 507 amino acids. Gene Ontology annotation, biological process: regulation of DNA-templated transcription; spermatogenesis. Lineage: Eukaryota; Metazoa; Chordata; Mammalia; Chiroptera; Phyllostomidae.